AUGGUUGCGGCUUCCGAUCGGGUUCGUCGUGCUGGUGCGAAUCAAGGGCAGUGGAAAAUAUUGUGGGGUGCUUUGGCAGGCAUGAGGGAGGAAGUUUGUGAUUUAGAGGCAGGUCGCCAAGUUCUUGCUGAUCAGAACAACAUUAUGGCCUACGAGAAGGCUAUUUUAGAGUAUCAAGUAGCCACUUUGGAGGACCGGUCAGAGCGACUUGAGGACCAGGUGAGCUCCCUCACUCGAGAGAAGGAUGUGAUGGCGAACAGACUGGCAAGGUGUCAACGGUCAGGGGUGUUCCUGAGGCAUGUGAGACCCUUGGAUUUGAAAGGGGGAAAUAACUGUGUGGUUGCUUUGCAGGUGUUGGAAAACCUGAAGUCCCAGAUCCUAGUCGUGUUGCAUGAAAUGCUAAAGAGGUCGAAUCCAGGAAGUUCUUCUUCAGACUCUGAGGGCUGA
Molecule: messenger RNA, 447 nt
Organism: Lactuca saligna
Lineage: Eukaryota; Viridiplantae; Streptophyta; Magnoliopsida; Asterales; Asteraceae
Source: the annotation of a GenBank genome assembly